Messenger RNA from Otolemur garnettii (small-eared galago), 543 nucleotides. RefSeq names its product LY6/PLAUR domain containing 8 (gene LYPD8). Gene Ontology annotation, biological process: defense response to Gram-negative bacterium. The record is from RefSeq and is a predicted model, not a curated record. NCBI's taxonomy places the organism in Eukaryota, Metazoa, Chordata, Mammalia, Primates, Galagidae.
AUGUCAACCUUUCUGGCACCAGGGGCUGGUUUCCUGGAGGGGAGGCUUGAGGUUCUGUGGCCCUAUCCUGGGGAGUCAGUCAACGUCAGUGCCAUGAAGGGUGUCCUCAUUGCUGGCAUCAUCUUGGCACUUGCUGUCGCAGCUGUAGAAUCCCUCAGCUGUGUGCAGUGUCAUUCAUGGGAAAACUCCUGUGUAAACGUCACUGCCACUGAAUGUCCAUCAGAUGCCAACACCAGCUGUGUCGGCUCCUCAGCCAGCUCCUCUCUAGCCCCACCACGGAACAUCUCCAGCAACAUUGAGUGUCCUGCUUGUUAUGGAUCUGAUGGGGCUUCUUGUACUGAGAGGCUCCAGAAAUGUCAGGAAGAGGAACGGUGUGUCUCUCUAGUUGCGGAUUUUGAGAAUGACACGGCGUCUGAUCGGCUAGUGCUGAGAGGCUGCUCCCACAUAAGUGGCUCCACCUGUCAGUUCCUGUCUGUGGGAAACAAGACCGUGGGAGGCGUCGUCUUCCGCGAGUUUCAGACACCCCAGGACUCCCUGUUUUGA